Messenger RNA from Bipolaris oryzae ATCC 44560, 1338 nucleotides. RefSeq lists its product as uncharacterized. Gene Ontology annotation, molecular function: ATP binding; Hsp70 protein binding. The record is from RefSeq and is a predicted model, not a curated record. The transcript is spliced from 5 exons. Lineage: Eukaryota; Fungi; Ascomycota; Dothideomycetes; Pleosporales; Pleosporaceae. Gene Ontology annotation, biological process: protein refolding; response to heat. Gene Ontology annotation, cellular component: cytoplasm. The coding region runs from base 1 to 1338 and encodes 445 amino acids.
AUGUCAGACAGGGAUCUCUUCUAUCUUGACCUUAGUGCGGGCGCCACAGUGGACGAAGAAAUCGACCUCUACGAAAUCCUUGAGAUCGAAAAGGGCGCAACCAAGGUCGAGAUCAAAAAGGCCUAUCACAAAGCUGCACUCGCACAUCAUCCCGAUAAGGUCGCUGAGGAAGAUCGUGCAGAGGCCGAGGUCCGCUUCAAGGCUGCAAAGCAAGCCUACGAGAUUCUCUCCGAUGAUGACAAGCGCCAACUGUACGACACCCACGGCAUGGCCGCCUUUGACCCGUCCAAGGGAGGAAUGGGCGGCGAAGGCCCAGACAUUGACGACAUUUUUGCGCAAAUGUUUGGUGGCAUGGGCGGCUUCGGAGGUAUGCCCGGCAUGGGUGGUAUGGGAGGAAUGCCCGGCGGGCGCCACGUACCUCGUAAGGGACGGUCGGUAGAGCAAGAGUACGAGGUUUCACUGGAAGAAUUAUACAAGGGCAAAACGACCAAAUUCACAAACACCAAAAACAUUGUCUGCAACUUGUGCAAAGGCAGCGGCGGCAAGCAGGGUGCCAAGAGCAACUCUUGUGCUGUGUGUAAUGGAAGGGGUGCCAAACAGGUACUUCGCCAAGUCGGCCCUGGUCUAGUCACUCAAGAGACCGUUCCCUGCGGCAACUGUCAAGGUUCUGGACAAGUCAUUCCCGAGAAGCAGCGCUGCAAGAAGUGCAAGGGCAACAAGGUCGUGGAGACCAAGAAUGUUCUUGAGCUUUACAUUCCUCGUGGUGCCCGAGAAGGCGAGAGAAUUGUGCUAGCAGGAGAGGCGGAUCAGCUGCCUGACCAGGAGCCCGGCGAUAUCAUCUUCACUCUUACUGAGACACCUCACGAUGUGUUUGAGCGCGCAGGCGCUGAUCUCCGUUGUGAACUCAAGGUCACUUUGGCCGAAGCCCUUACAGGCUUCAACAGAGUUGUUGUCACCCACCUCGACGGAAGGGGUAUCAAGAUGAAUGUCCAACAGCCCAAUGGAAAUGUUCUCCGACCAGGACAGGUGCUCAAGAUUGAGGGCGAGGGUAUGCCGAACAAGAAGAGUGAUACUAGGGGUGACCUAUACCUUGUAGUGGAUGUCGAGUUUCCUCAAGAUGGAUGGCUCAAGAGCGAAGCCGCCGUGCAAAAGGUUCGCGAUGCUCUGCCCAAGGAUGAGAAACCCGAGGAAAAGCAUGAGGAAGUCGAGGAAGUUGAAGUCGAUUGGGACGCUGACAUGGAAGAGUUUGGAGCUGGCAGUGGUGACCCACGAGCCGGUGGUGCCGAGUGGGAAGACGAUGAGGAGGGCGAGGGCGGCCCUCAGUGCGCGACUCAGUAG